AUGAGGUAGGUGAUGUUGGACUGGUUUGCGUGGUGUCUGUCAUUUGUACGAUUUAUGCAUGGUGGACUAGAAGAAAGUUUAUAAAACGUUUCUGAAAUAUUUGGCUGUCAAUGAAAAGAAUCCGGUGCCAGUGUGCAAAUAAGAAUGUUGAAGAAUGAGCGCGCUCGAACAGCGAGAUUGAAGUUGAAGUGCAAGCUGAAGCGAAGUGCAGUGAAGUGCAAGUCAGCCCUGUGGAUUCUGGAUUUGUGACCUGAGACUUAUUUUCCUUUGUUGUUAGUAAUUUUAUUUUAAAAGACUGAAGGCUGAAAGGAAAUCACCCCUGCAAGCAACAUCAACAUAGAAUUGGCACGACAGUGGUGUGAGCUGCCGGCGCCGGCGCCAUGAAGCACGUGCGGACCACGCCGGGCCCGGCGGCCUCCUCUAGGCCCGUCGACUGGGCGUCCCCGCGCACCCCGCGCUCCGUGCGUCUGGUGACCACGGGAGUCAGUGUGCGCAGCAGGACUGUGUCGACGACACCCACCCGGCGGCCGCUGGGGGCAGACAGGGGCGCCAGGAGCGCCCACCGGACGGCUGGCGGCUCUCCGAGUAAGCCGCGCACGGUGUCCACUCCCCGCUCGGGCUCCGUGCACCGGGACAUCUCCAGCGGCCGGCCGGCGGCGCUGCGCAGCCUCUCGGCCCGGCCCCGGGAGCUGGUCAGAGCCAGCGCCGCGCGGCCCCUCGAGCUCGUGCGCGCCGGCUCGGCCCGGGGGCGCUCAGCGGCCGCUGACGCUCUGCCGCCGCCCAGGGCCCGGCAGCUGGCGGCCAAUGUGACCGUGCGCCCCAAAAAGCCGCCCCGAUCGCCGGUCAAACGCCUGCGGGCGUCGCCGGUCAAAAAACUGGCGAGGACCAUGAACAAGGUGGCUGCGCCCAAGGAGAAGGAGCGCAGCAAGGAGCGUCUGGCUGACGAGCGGCCGCCCGGCGCCGAACACGCCGACGUGCAUGGCGACGUGCACGCCGGCGUCGACGAGGCCUCCGCGUCUCUGCCGUCGCUCCCGACGGGCGUCGACGAUGGUCCGCCGUCGACGGACGAGACUCGACUGGUGGACGAACGCGCCGCCAUGGAGAGAACCGUCUCCGAGCUGGUGCACAACGUCGAGGGCAAGAAACAGGAGAUCGCCGCCCUGAAAAUGGAGGUCAAACGACUCAAGGACCAGGUGCUGCCCUCGGCCGAGGGUCCGCCCGGCGGCGGCGGCGGCGGGCCGCCGGCAGCUGCCGACUCGGCCGCUCCGCAGCUGGCCGAGCAGCUGCAGCUGCUGCGCGCCGAGAACGCCGCGCUGCGUGGCCGCCUCCAGCAGCAGCAGCAGCAGCAGCCGCCGGCAGCUGCCGGAGCGCCCAUCAGCGACGCCGAGAAGCAGCUGCUGCGGGACCGGGGCGUGCGCUGCUCGUGCUCGGCGCCCGCCUCCAUCACUGGAGAUGACAAGGGCCGGGAGCUGGGCCGCUCGGCGUCCCAGGACCUGAUGGCUGACACCCCUCACACACCGGACUGGGACAAACAGUCGAGCAGCUCCAUCUCCGAGUACUCGGUCGCCGAUCUGCAGGACCGUAUCACGCAGAUGGAGGAGACGCACCACAGCACCAACGAGGAGCUGCAGGCCACCCUGCAGGAGCUGACCGACCUGCAGGACCAGCUGGCCGCCCUGCAGGACGACAACAAGCAGCUCCUCCAGCAGAAGGCCGUGCUGUUCGAGUCGCUCUGUGAGCAGACAGAGCGGCUGGAGGACUCGAAGCAGCAGGUGCAGCAGCUGCGACAGCUGCUCAUCAAGGAGGAGGCCGACCGGCCCAAACUGCAGGAGCGGGAGGUCAUGCUGCAGGAUCUGAUCAAGGGCGCCCACGCCGAGCGGGACGCGCUGCAGUCCCGUCUGGACGGACUCCAGGAGCAGCUGGAGGCGCGCCGGGAGGCCGAGGCCGCGCACGAGGCGGAGAAGGCCGCCCUCCAGGACCGACUGCGCCUGCUCGAGUCGACGGUCGAGGCGGCGACGGCCGAGCGGCGCCAGGUGGAGGGCCAGCUGCAGGAGGCGCGCCACGAGGCCAGCCACGCGCAGAUCGAGGCAGAUCGUGUGCAGGAGCUGCUCGACAGCGCCAACAGCAAGAUCGCCGAGCUGCAGCAGGCGGCGGCGGCCAACAACAAGUCCGAGCUGGAGGCGCUGCUGGACGCCGUCCGACAGGAGAAGAACAGGGUGGACGAGCGUGCCGCCCGCCUCCAGGAGACUGUCAGCCGCGCCCAGUGCGAGAAGGCCACUCUCGAGGAGCAGGUGGCAUCACUACAGCAGGAGAAUAAGGUGGCCAAGAAUAACGCCAAGAAGGAGCUGAGUGACGCCCAGUACCGGUACGACCAGCUGGCUGAGGAGAAGGCAGCUGUUGUGGCAGCUUCAGAGCAGCUGCAGCAGUCCAUACUCGAGCUGGAGGCCACCUGCCAGAGCCAUCUGGAGGACAAACGAGAACUCAAGGCCAGUCUGAGUGAGCAGCAGAAGCGGGCGGCCGAGCUCCAGGAACGGGUGCGCUGUCUGGAGGCGGACGUGGCCGAGGCCACCGACAAGCACCGCCAGGCGUGCGAGGAAUGGGCGCAGUUCCAGGCCGACCUGCUCAUGUCCGUCCGCGUCGCCAACGACUUCAGGACGGAGGCGCAGGAGCAUGUGGAGAAGAUGGCGCUGGAUAACCACCGUCUGCGGGAGCGUGUGAGCGCGCUCAGCUCUGACCUGGAGAAGGCGCGCGCCGCCGCCGCCGUGCCGCCCAGCCCGCCGGCGCCCACCGGGCCGCCGUCGCCGGGCGGCGAGCGGCGCCCGCUGCGCACCGUGCAAUCGCCGGCCGACGGACGCCAGACCCGGCCCGGCCUCAUGACCCGCCAGGACAGCAAACUGUGCGUCAAAACACUCAUCGAGACCAUCGAGUCAGCCAACAAACAGGCCAAGGCCGAGAGCCGCAGCUCGUCGCAGUCGAGUCUGAACUCUGAGCCGCAGCACCAGCACCCGCGCCUCACGGCCUCUGCUAGCUCGCCGCUGUUCCCGGCGCCGGCGCUGCGGGCCGGCGCGGACUCGAGCGGCACCGCGCCCGUCACUUCCCCCGGCCUGCGGCCCUUCUCACGCAGCUACACAGCGUAUCGUGCCGAGAGGCGCUCGGACAGCCUAUUCAGCAAGGCGAGCACCGACUCUUCAAAGUCGUCACAGCUGAAGACGGAAGAGGGCAAACCGCUAACGUCGAUACUAGCUAACAAGCUGGACCCAUCACUGAGGCGGAGCAGCUACGGAGACCAGCUGGAUAAGAAAGACCCCUUGGCGCCGCUCGUCAAGAAGGGAGGCAGCAAACGGAACGCGCUGCUCAAGUGGUGUCAGAACAAGACGAUCGGAUACAGGGACGUGGACAUCACCAACUUCUCCAGCUCGUGGAACGACGGGAUGGCUCUGUGCGCGCUGCUGCACAGCUUCAUGCCGGACAAGGUGCCGUACGACCAGCUGAAGCCGGGCGACAAGCGGCGCAACUUCAACGCGGCGUUCGAGGCGGCCGAGACGGUCGGCAUCCCUACCACACUGAACACCAACGACAUGGUGUCUCAGGACCGGCCCGACUGGCAGCAGGUGCUCGCCUAUGUCACCUCCAUCUACAAACACUUUGAGACUUAGCGGCGCCGAGCGAGCGCCGAACCGGCUGUGAUUUCCCGCCCGCCGCCCCCGCCCCCGCCCGGCGGCAGAUCUGACCCGCCGCCCCCGCCGCCGCCGCAGUCGUCAGUCCCCUCUCUCAGGACCGUAGUGUCAGCGGACAGCCGAGCGUGGCGCCGCACUGUAGCGCGUGUGUGUGUGUAUUUGACCAAAUGUUGAUCUAGUCUGGGCCGCUGCACCGGAAGAAGGGUACUUCCGGCGAGCGCCGCGCGGGGCGCAGCUUGCAGUGAUGGUCAGCGGUGUUCUGCGCGUGGCGGCUUGGCGCUGUGUGCGGCUUGUACGCGGGCAGGGAUGUGUUUUGAUGUAGAUAUGCGCGUGUGAACUGUGUGCAUGUAUACGAUGUGCAUUGGUCUGUUUUGUUUGCCCAUGCAUGCGUCUUGUGCAGGCCGGAGCGGCGCGCCUUCUGUGUGCUCGCGUGUGUUACGUUGGGUCAGUGUAGCUCGGCUGUCUGAGAAGGCAGUCUCUGUGCCGCGCCAGUGCCGGCCGGCCACCCUCCGGUAGGUCGGAGGACCGGUGAGUGUUCGAUCGCGUGCUGCCGCCUCCGGAGUCGGGACGGAGGCACCCCGGGCCGCCGGCAGUGUCUGUAAAUGUUUAUUUUUCACAUAUCACCACCGUUCUCACCUGUUUUAGGUCUCUCCUUGUAAAAUACAUGCCUAGCGUUGUUCA
This is a messenger RNA of Amphibalanus amphitrite, 4358 nucleotides long. RefSeq names its product cytospin-A-like. The record is from RefSeq and is a predicted model, not a curated record. The transcript has 18 exons. Lineage: Eukaryota; Metazoa; Arthropoda; Thecostraca; Balanomorpha; Balanidae. Gene Ontology annotation, cellular component: microtubule organizing center; filamentous actin. Bases 381 to 3656 code for a protein of 1091 amino acids. Gene Ontology annotation, biological process: actin cytoskeleton organization. Gene Ontology annotation, molecular function: protein binding.